UUCACCUCCCUUGCUCCUUUCAGCUACAGCCUAACUGGAAUAUCGUGACGCAUCAUUGGCUGAAUGCCUCUCCAUCCACAAGCCAUCAAAUCCUCCAUUGCCCCCCAUGGACCUUCCUUGCCCCCCACAUUUAGUCGAAACCCUUCCCUAAUUUUCCCUUUCACCCGCCCUCACUCCGUUUCGGCCCGCAACGGCGUCCAAAUCCCUUUGCUCAAACUCCUCUCUGCCUCAAUCGCCUCUGUUGCCUACGCUGCGGAAAAUGAUUGGAAGCUGAGGAGCUCCGGAAUCAAAGAUAUCGAUGUUGCUACUCUUGGGAACCUUUGUGUUGACAUUGUGCUCAAUGUCCCUCAGUUGCCGCCUCCCUCAAUCGAGGAACGCAAGGCAUUUAUGAAACAGUUAUCGGCUUCCGCACCAGACAAGAAAUAUUGGGAAGCUGGCGGAAACUGCAAUAUGGCUAUAGCAGCAUCAAGACUGGGACUAAACUGCAUUUCGAUUGGUCAUCUGGGUAAUGAGGUAUACGGGAAGUUUCUGCUUGGUGUGCUUAAUGAUGAGGGCAUUAGGAUGGUAGAAAUGAGUGAUAAUGCUGAUGUUGCCAACAACUCUAGUGCCUCAUAUGAAACACUUUUGUGCUGGGUUCUUGUUGAUCCUUUACAAAGACAUGGUUUUUGUAGUCGAGCUGAUUUUAGCAAGGAGCCUGCAUUUCACUGGAUGGACAAACUGUCCACAGAAGUAAAAGUGGCUAUUAAAAAGUCAAAGGUCUUAUUUUGUAAUGGAUAUGGCUUCGACGAGCUCUCUCCUUGUUUACUACUCUCAGCAGUGGAAUAUGCUGUUGAAGCUGGCACAGCAGUCUUCUUUGAUCCUGGGCCACGUGGAAAGAGUCUUUCAACUGGGACACCAGAAGAACAAAGAGCCCUUUACCAGUUUCUGAGGAUGAGUGAUGUCCUUCUCCUAACUUGUGAUGAGGCAGAGUCAUUAACUGGCAUAGGGAAUCCAAUAUUAGCAGGGCAAGAGUUGCUUAAAAGAGGGAUCCGCACAAAAUGGGUGAUUGUGAAAAUUGGUCCCAGAGGGUCAAUCCUAAUAUCCAAGUCGAGUGUAGCUUGUGCACCUGCAUUUAAGGCCAAUGUUAUUGACACCGUUGGGUGCGGAGACAGUUUUGUAGCUCCCAUUGCUUAUGGUUUUAUAAAUAGGAUGCCGAUGGUUAAUACGUUAGCAAUAGCAAAUGCUGUAGGGGCUGCUACUGCUAUGGGUUGUGGUGCUGGUAGGAAUGUAGCUACACUGGAAAAAGUUACGGAUAUAUUGCGAUCAUCAAACCAUAACGUAGACGAUGAAUUUUGGACUGACCUACUUGGAAAUAACGUGGAUGCUCAGGAAAUAGUAUUUCUGUCAAAUGAUGUAGUAAUCGGAAAUGGAAACCAGCUCAAACAUGUCUCCUUCAAUAAGGUUGCCUCUGAAUUGUUGCUUAGGUUCAAAUUUCCCCAGCUAGAACAGAAAGUGCUGUCAUGACAGAUUUUGGACAAAAUCCACUAAAAUUAAAAGUGAUUCAAUUGCCACCCUGAUUAUCUGAGGGCCUUUGCUUCUACUUCCUUUUAGUAAAAGCCUUGCGCUGAGUAAUUAUUGCAGAAGAGUUCAUCCUCCGUCUUAAUUGCGUUGGAAUAGUUGUUGAAAAGGCGUUGCAUUGAGGAAAAGUUCAUGAAAUCCCGCGAUUAGCUGCUCGUCAACUAUUUUAACUGAUUGCUGCAAUUGAAAUCGGAGCAGUAUAAUAUUAUUGCUGUGAUAUCUAAUGCCCUCAUGUUUUGGGCCGAAAUUCUAAUGCCUCUGACAGAAUCUAAUUUUUCAGCAGUGCAGAUGAUCCAACUUAGAUGUGGAUUCUUCCCACCUGUUGCUACUGCAUGUAGUAUGAUCAAUGCAGUGAAAAAUUAUUGGCAGCGCAAAGAAAAUUUUUUUCUUUUAUUUAUGACUUUGAAUAGGGAUUAGGAAUCGUUUGUUCUGCUGGAGAGUGUAUUGUCUUUGAUUUCAUAGUCGUGAGACUUGAUCGAGACUGAAUUCAAUUUUUUCAAUAAUUCUUUUGUCUAGAA
This is a messenger RNA of Prosopis cineraria, 2075 nucleotides long. RefSeq lists its product as uncharacterized. The transcript has 5 exons. NCBI's taxonomy places the organism in Eukaryota, Viridiplantae, Streptophyta, Magnoliopsida, Fabales, Fabaceae. Bases 64 to 1503 code for a protein of 479 amino acids. The record is from RefSeq and is a predicted model, not a curated record.